AUGCCACCGUUGAAGAUGGAGAUUGUCCGCGACCGACACUCCAAAUGCUGUUCCCGGUGUGUGAACUGGUUUGGAUCGCCAGAGACAGCUAUCGGCCCUAUGAAAGACAAUUGUUCCUCGAAUCUACGAGGCAUCUCCGAGGAGAUGUUGGUUUCGCUGCUAGGAUUCGCUGAGACUGACGGUGACGUGAUCGAUUAG
Penicillium waksmanii is the source of this 198-nucleotide messenger RNA. RefSeq lists its product as uncharacterized. The transcript has 2 exons. The record is from RefSeq and is a predicted model, not a curated record. NCBI's taxonomy places the organism in Eukaryota, Fungi, Ascomycota, Eurotiomycetes, Eurotiales, Aspergillaceae. The coding region runs from base 1 to 198 and encodes 65 amino acids.